Molecule: messenger RNA, 717 nt
Organism: Brugia pahangi
Lineage: Eukaryota; Metazoa; Nematoda; Chromadorea; Rhabditida; Onchocercidae
Source: the annotation of a GenBank genome assembly
AUGGCUAAAUUUGUACGAAUUCGUCAUUGUUAUCAUCCUAAGUAUUACUAUGCAAGACAGAGUAACAAAUUAUUUUAUCUUUGUUACAAUGACAAUAGCAUAACAAACGAAACAUUAUUUGUUGACGAAGGCUUAAAACUUAAACUACGACGAUAUGGUUACAAAGAUAUAACUUCUGGUUUAAUAUCAUUAAGUAAUCUAGCAGUUAUUGAUUACCUUGGACAAAUAAUUACAUUAAAUGAUGUUGACGAUCAGUAUCCAAAAUGGUUUCUGUCAUUAACCAAGGAGGACGCAUUGAAGUCUGAAUCUGAACGCAUGCUAAUUUGCAUUGUUGGAAGCAAAAUUCGUUAUAUGUUGCAAACGACAAUAGCACAGUUUUGCAUCUUUGAAAUUUUAACUCUGUCAUUUCGAAUGACAGUGCAUUUACUGCCAAAUGAUUUUAAUAAGACUGAGUUUAUGGAAACUUUGGAAUUCAACGACUCUCAAAUAUUUCCAUCAGUUGAACAUAAGAGACUGCCUGUAAAUGCUUUAGCAUUGAUUAUUACACGACAGGAAUCAAUGAUUGAAACAAGGCAAAUCUCGGGUAAUAUUACUGAUACUCUAGACAUGGAUACAUUUAUCACUAUAAUAUUAGCUAUGCCACUAUAUAUCUUUCUUAUCAUUAUAAUCAGUAUACCACUUAUUAGAUGGAGAAUAAUAAUCUUUGCUGUCUCUUAA